Trametes versicolor FP-101664 SS1 is the source of this 885-nucleotide messenger RNA. Its product is annotated as SET domain protein. Lineage: Eukaryota; Fungi; Basidiomycota; Agaricomycetes; Polyporales; Polyporaceae. The transcript is spliced from 5 exons. Gene Ontology annotation, molecular function: protein binding. The record is from RefSeq and is a predicted model, not a curated record. The coding region runs from base 1 to 609 and encodes 202 amino acids.
AUGGCCCCUAACAAUACUACGCGGCGUCCGGCGCGAUGGCCAGAUACCGUCCGAUACAUCGCUGAGCCGCAAUAUCACUCCUCCGUACCUGCCCAUAUACGCGACUUUAUACGUCCAGCGACAUCUAGGACGCACCCCUCACCGCAUACUCCUAAACCAUUGGUUAUCAUCCAGCUAAUCACUGAAACGUCUCAUCCUGCUUGGGGCCAGUACGGCCUGUUUGCAGCGAAGAAAAUACCACCACGUACCCUGAUCCUUGAUUAUAUCGGGGAGGUUCAUUGCGACGACAGGCCCGAUUCGGACUACGACCUGUCGCUAUAUCGCACCCCGGACUACAUUAGCGUCGGUAUAGACGCGCAGCAUGCAGGGAACGAGGCUAGGUUCAUCAAUGACUACCGAGGCGUCAAGGGAAAGCCCAACGCCGCCUUCCAGGAGCGAAGGACCGAUAGCGGCGAGCUACGAAUGAGCGUCUGGAGUGAGGCUGAGGCUCUCAAGAAAGGCGACGAGCUCCUUGUCUCAUACGGCAAAUCGUGGUGGAGGGAACGCCGGCACGAAGACGCGACAUGUGAUCUGCAGUCGGCUGUUGCUCCGUCGGAGCAGGAAAAGUGACACGGAAGCUGUCGUCCGAUCUGGAGAUCUGCAGGAGUGCGGUUGUCGAAGGUCGCUUAUCGCUACGGAACAAGGACCAGCGAGUCGGCGCAUAUAUCCCAAUAUCGAGCCCUGAGUGUUCCUGCAGCGUUGUGAGUUGGCCGUUCUACAUUCGGUGUAGUUUUGACGGACGGGAAGAUGCUCGCCCAGGGCUGGAGCCUUGAGGCCUGGUUUUUGGUUUAUUCCUGUUACGUACACGCUGGUGUCGCGUAGCCGAAUGAAUGCAGAAGUGCGAAG